UCUACUGCCCCCUUUAAAAUGGAAGGAAGGGAGACUUGCAGCAAACCUCUGGAAGGACUCUGCCUUUCUUUGAAUGAAGAGUUUGCAGGGUAAGGUUGAAGCAGCCCUCCAGCGUUGGUGACUGCAAGUCCUGCCCGGCUUUUAGUCCUCCAGGAGAAUUCAGUCUGCAAGGCUUCACGCCAGAGGAACAUUUCCCAAGGCUUGGGCUCCCUGUGCCUCUGAAAUCUUGGAUGGUGUAAGAACUAAAGGCGAGGAAUUUUGAAGUCAACUAACUGGACAAAGAAAGACUUUUAAGACCCACUGCUGUCCUCUGCUUUCUUUCUGAGGGACAGCUUUUGCCAGUAGACCGCAGGGACGCCUCGGGCUUGUAUUGUGAAGAUGCAGGGUUCCAGAAACACCUGUUAAGGGCUUUGCUGCUCCUGGACCUCCAGACUCUGCACUUGGGUUAGGGCAGUUCCUGCGAGACCGCGCUGUGUGGCAGGGCGUGCUGGUCUUCCUUGCGAUCCAGCUCCUGGGAGGAGUUGCCUUUCCGCCUUUGCUUCUACGCGAGGAAACUCACAGCCCAGAGUGGGAUUUCCUUCCCCUCUCAAGGCGUUGAGGUGUGGAACCUCUCUCCAGCCGGACACUCGCAAGCCAGAUGUGUCUGUCCCUGUUCACAUAACCAGGGACUGCAGCUCUCUCCCUGCAGUGGGUGUUCGUUCGCCCCUGCCCCUCACUUUCCUCUGCAGAUUAGAUGAACUCCUAAGUGGAGUGAGAGUAGCAGCCUCCUCGGGGAGUGGCGGCGACGGGGGCUACGCUGCAUAGAGUGCAACCGUGGUUGGAGGACACUAGUCUCCAGUCUCUGGCCACCGGGAACUUAUCUGCCUCUCUCCUUUGCUCCGCAGUCCCUGUACCUGUGUCCUUUCUUUCCAGGGCGGGGUUCCUCUCCACCUCUAUCUCCGACCCUCCUUCCUCCCCACCCCCUCCUAUCCCGGGCUCUGCGCGGUGCGGGGUCCCUGAUCAAGUGGCCUUAGAGGUUCACUGAGAAGCCCAGCGGGGACAGCAUUGCAGCGGCUCUGCUUUGCCGCCGCUCCUGCUCCUGCUCCUGCUCCCGCUCCCGCUCGCUAGCUCACGCUGUCCCACAUCGAACUGGACCUGCUUUGAGUGCCUCUCAGGACUGUCUCAGGACUGGCUGUCUAGAUAAUCCUUUGGUUGCACAUUCCUGGAUUCCUCAUCUGAGAAGAAUCGCAAGGGCCAACGCAAUUCUUGUGCUAUCUGCAGGCCAAAUUGGAACUGAGGUGAAGAUGGGCCCAUUAGGUGCAGAGGCAGAUGAGAAUCAAACUGUAGAAGUGAAAGUGGAACUCUAUGGGUCGGGGCCCACCACUCCUAGAGGUGAGUUGCCCCCUGAUCCAGAGCCGGAGCUCAUAGACAGCACCAAACUGGUUGAGGUGCAGGUGGUCCUUAUAUUGGCCUAUUGUUCCAUCAUCUUGCUGGGCGUAGUUGGCAACUCUCUGGUAAUCCAUGUGGUGAUCAAAUUCAAGAGCAUGCGCACAGUAACCAACUUUUUUAUUGCCAACCUGGCUGUGGCGGAUCUUUUGGUGAACACCCUGUGCCUGCCAUUCACUCUUACCUAUACCUUGAUGGGGGAGUGGAAAAUGGGUCCAGUUUUGUGCCAUUUGGUGCCCUAUGCCCAGGGUCUGGCAGUACAAGUGUCCACAAUAACUUUGACAGUCAUUGCUUUGGACCGACAUCGUUGCAUUGUCUACCACCUGGAGAGCAAGAUCUCCAAGCAAAUCAGCUUCCUGAUUAUUGGCCUGGCGUGGGGUGUCAGCGCUCUGCUGGCAAGUCCCCUUGCCAUCUUCCGGGAGUACUCACUGAUUGAGAUUAUUCCUGACUUUGAGAUUGUAGCCUGUACUGAGAAAUGGCCCGGGGAGGAGAAGAGUGUGUACGGUACAGUCUACAGCCUUUCCACCCUGCUAAUCCUCUACGUUUUGCCUCUGGGCAUCAUAUCUUUCUCCUACACCCGGAUCUGGAGUAAGCUAAAGAACCACGUUAGUCCUGGAGCUGCAAGUGACCAUUACCAUCAGCGAAGGCACAAAACGACCAAAAUGCUCGUGUGCGUGGUAGUGGUGUUUGCAGUCAGCUGGCUGCCCCUCCAUGCCUUCCAACUUGCUGUGGACAUCGACAGCCAUGUCCUGGACCUGAAGGAGUACAAACUCAUCUUCACCGUGUUCCACAUUAUUGCGAUGUGCUCCACCUUCGCCAACCCCCUUCUCUAUGGCUGGAUGAACAGCAACUACAGAAAAGCUUUCCUCUCAGCCUUCCGCUGUGAGCAGAGGUUGGAUGCCAUUCACUCGGAGGUGUCCAUGACCUUCAAGGCUAAAAAGAACCUGGAAGUCAAAAAGAACAAUGGCCUCACUGACUCUUUUUCAGAGGCCACCAACGUGUAAGAAUGCUGUGAAAGUACGUGGGUAAAUUGCGACCAGAGUUGCCAACCUGGUUAGGGAAGGUUUUCUGGCUAGUGCAUGCCACCUCCCAUUGUAUUGACCCUAAAAGCAUCAGAGUGGAAGCCCCAGCGGUAUUGUUCCUGGAAAACUGGCUGGAAGAAUGAGGAGAAAAUAAACAGAUUGCUGUGGCGCAACGUUCUGAUUACCGACGCUUCCAUUGGUAGGUUGAAUUGUGAGUAGAGGAGGGAAGGCAAGCGGAACAAGGAAUUGGCAUCAGUGUGGUUAAAAGGGAGAAGUGUUAACUCUGAAAGCACAGUAGGAUCUGCAUCAGGGAUGCUGUGAACUCCGCGGGCUCCCUCAUCACUUGAUGAAAAGCUGCUAAACAACUCAGAUUUCCCUAGGGAGCCAUGGGCUCUUUGUUAGGGUGUUUUGGUUUUAUUGUCCUUCCUAAGAUGAAACCCAGAUGAGAAUGCUAGGUAAACAUGUCUUGCUGACUAAGGGGAUGACUUCAAGGGAAUAAACACAUGUUUUAUGAGAUUAACGUUUUGGCAAUGAUGGGAGAAACCCUUAUAUACUCAGUGAGCAAUUAAUUGUUCUUAUAAUCAAACGCACAACUGUUGAAAGUUCUUUUUUAAUUCAGAAGCCAAAUCUGAAAUUAUCAGACUGUAAAGAAAUGAAAACCGUUGUUUUAUUUCUUGUUUUGAGCCAUUCCUGCUCGAUGUAGAUACUGUUUAGAUAACAAGAAAACAACACAGUUCUUUCGUUUAUUGCUAAUUGCUAAAGUCAUUUGGAACCAUUCCACUUCUGUCACCAUUCCUGCAUGGGGGCAAACAAAGUUCCCACUAGAAAUUAAGUCAGACUAAUACACAGUCUUGUAACAAUUUGAGCUUAGUUGUAAAAAAUUCAGUCCCCCACGACCACAGCUCUAAUAUGUUUACAAACACUGUAGAUUUAUCUUCUUUGGAGUUUAUCUUUAUUAGACCAAUUUAUGCUAAGUAAAAAAGUAAUUUCAUUAAAGUGAACCCAUUUGUUAAGAAAUCUCAAAAACUGAGUUUAUUCCACUUUGCAAAUUUUGGUUUUCAACAAAUUUCACGUAAGUUCUUCUCUUUUUAAAAUGACUAUAUUUUUUGGUGACAUAAAUAUAUAUACGAAACAAAAGCAGAUCUAUAAAUAGGGGGAUGUUAGCAAUUUUCAUUUAAUGGUUUUAUGAAUAUAGCUUUUAUUUCAAAGGUACCCAACCAAAGAUAAUUAAAACUCUUAUUUUGUUCACACAGAAAAGUUAAAAAAUGAGAUGUUAAAAUAGUUGCACUUCUCUGGAUGCUGAAGUUUCAGUGUAGGCAUAUUUUUGUAAAUAUGGCAGAAUUUGUGAGUAUAUUCUUCACAUUUUAGAAAUAUUCAACAUAGUCUUAUACUUAGUUAUGCUAUUAAUUUUGUGUAUAUAUUUAAAACUCCAACUGUGGCUGUUAUUAAAUUCCUUUUAGUGUGGAAAUAAAAGAUUGGUCUCCAAGUGAACUCUUCUUCUGGAAUACUGAAAAGGAACAAAACAACAGAAGUGAAAAUAGAUGUAAGGUGGAGUGGGAAGUCAAUGUAAUACACUGCUGUCUGAAGUGUAUCUAUCAUAUGACUAUGAAAUAUAUUCUUUUCUGUUGGACUCUGAACAGUCAUCAGAAGAUAAGCUUUCCACACUUUAUGCAGAAAUUACUUUGCUUAAGAUGUUAAUAGAAGUUUGUUGUGACAUUUUUAUGUCCUUUGCAGAAUUCCUAUCCUGUACAAACCCUGUAUGGUCCUGUGACACCUGCUGGAAUACUAAAUUAUUGGAAUCCAUUUAGUGAUUCAAUUAAAAUAUUUGUGAUUGAGUUCAUUUGUCAACUCGGUAAUAAAGUAUCUAUUAUGUACUGGUUUAAAUGUUAAAAUAAAAAGAAUUUGAGCAA
Molecule: messenger RNA, 4357 nt
Organism: Rattus norvegicus (Norway rat)
Lineage: Eukaryota; Metazoa; Chordata; Mammalia; Rodentia; Muridae
Source: RefSeq, a predicted model, not a curated record